Molecule: messenger RNA, 318 nt
Organism: Daphnia pulicaria
Lineage: Eukaryota; Metazoa; Arthropoda; Branchiopoda; Diplostraca; Daphniidae
Product: keratin-associated protein 19-2-like
Exons: 4
Coding region: 1-318 (105 amino acids)
Source: RefSeq, a predicted model, not a curated record
AUGUUCAGCUACAAGUUACUCUUGGUCUGCCUUAUGGUGGUUCACUGCGUUCUUAGCAUGCCCUUUCCUGGAGAUGAAAUAGUUGCAGUGGAAAGUAGUGCAGAGGAUCAGGGCGUCGACGACUUGGCGACUGCUGAACAUCAUAGCCAGGGAUAUGGAGGUUAUGGCGGAUACGGCGGAUAUGGCGGAUAUGGCGGAUACGGAAAUGGUGGCUACGGAAACUACGGAGGCUAUGGAGGCUACGGUGGGGGAUACGGUGGCUACGGUGGACACGGACACGGACAUCACCAUCAUCACCACGGUUACGGCCGCAAAUAG